This is a messenger RNA of Sesamum indicum (sesame), 478 nucleotides long. RefSeq names its product auxin-responsive protein SAUR68. NCBI's taxonomy places the organism in Eukaryota, Viridiplantae, Streptophyta, Magnoliopsida, Lamiales, Pedaliaceae. The record is from RefSeq and is a predicted model, not a curated record. Gene Ontology annotation, biological process: response to auxin.
UUCCAUUUAGCUCCACUUUUUCCUCCUUACCCAGAAUGAUCCGUGCCAAGAAACUCAGCAAGAUGGCCAAGAAAUGGCAGAAAUUUACUGCCAUCCGUCGUCAUAGAAUUUCGUUUCCAGGAAACGGCAAUCAUGAUGGAUCAGAUAGUUGCAGUAGCUCAUCUGUAGUUGACAAGGGGCAUUUUGUAGUCUACACAUCUGACCAGAAGCGCUUUGUGGUUCCAUUAGCUUAUCUUAACAAUAUGGUAUUUAGGCAGCUCUUGAAGAUGUCUGAAGAGGAAUAUGGUCUACCAAGUGAUGGGCCUAUCGUAUUACCAUGUGAUUCACUCUUCAUGGACUAUUUCAUUUGCUCCGUCCAACAAGAUAGAGCUGGAGAUUUGCACAAUGUUUUUCUUAAGUCAGUCAAUAGUUGCCACUGCACAUUGUCAUGUUCAUAUGAAGUGCAGAUGAACCAACAGUUGCUUGUUCGUUGAACAGU